Emiliania huxleyi CCMP1516 is the source of this 414-nucleotide messenger RNA. RefSeq lists its product as hypothetical. Lineage: Eukaryota; Haptophyta; Isochrysidales; Noelaerhabdaceae. The coding region runs from base 1 to 414 and encodes 137 amino acids. The transcript has a single exon. The record is from RefSeq and is a predicted model, not a curated record.
AUGAGCGGCAGAGCGACGGCGGAGAGCCUGCGCGACUCUUUUGGCGCUCACGUGCACCCGGCGUGCAUGUUUCGGCCUCCGACCUACUACGCGCCGUGGGAAGGCCGCGAUGAGACGCUGUUGCUCCUCGGCUGCGUGUCGGAGGUUUUUGGUUCGUCCUUCCAGUACGGCAGGCAGUGGCUGAGUGAGGAUGGGAAGGAGUGGGCGCUCGAGUUCACCGCCGAGAUUGAGGACUCGGGGCGGACACUCCAAGGAAUGGACCUGGUCAGCCUGUGCGACGAGGGGCUCAUCCGCGACUUCACUGUGCUUGCCCGCCCUCCGAACGCCGUCGCGGAGCUCAAGGCCGCGAUGAUGCGGCGCGUGCCAGUGCGUCUCGCGGCGCUCAAGGCAAAGCGCGCCCUGGGCCUCGUGUGA